Gigantopelta aegis is the source of this 1015-nucleotide messenger RNA. RefSeq lists its product as uncharacterized. Lineage: Eukaryota; Metazoa; Mollusca; Gastropoda; Neomphalida; Peltospiridae. The record is from RefSeq and is a predicted model, not a curated record. The transcript is spliced from 5 exons. Bases 29 to 751 code for a protein of 240 amino acids.
UAACAAUCGCCAACCAACUUAAAUCAUCAUGUGUAUAGCAGUGGCAAUUAUCCAGUCACUUCGCAUAAUGAUUUAUUUAUGUACUUGUGCUUUAAGUUUUGCAAUGUUUGUCCCGAUGUCAAUCAGUAUGUAUAUGACCGGUGGUGAAUGUAUGCUGUUUUGCUCCAAGCCAGGGAAAACCAUCCACUAUGGCGAACAAAUGUACUGUUACUUCGUAGUGGCAAGUUCUAUCUUCUUUGGCAUGAUUAUCAGUGUGGUGUUUAUGAUCAGCGGAUGUGUUUCGCUUUGUGGAAACCGAAAUAUUACGAAAAAUGCGUCUGGCUCCUGUUUCCGUCUCAAUGUCCUGAUGGACGGACUCUCCUUUACAUUCUUAACAGGAUGUGCUGGUCUCAUGUCGCAUGGGUUUCUCGAGACAUGUGGAAGACUGGGAGGGGAUCCGAAGAAAUGUGAAACUGCUACUGUUAAGGACCGUUUUGGAGAAAAUUAUGAGUUCUUCCAUCAUGUCAACAUAGCCAUGCUAGCUUCAUGGGCUUCUCUAAUACUGUGGAUGGCUCAGCUUUUGCUUGGCGCAAUCGUAGUGCUUUGUGCAAAGACACCUGAACCAAAGGGGCCGCUUCACGUACCGUUGCAAAUGCCGAUGCAAGUACCGAUGCAAAUGCCGAUGCAAGUACCGAUGCAAAUGCCGAUGCAAGUACCGAUGCAAGUACCAAUGCAAGUACCAAUGCAAGUACCGAUUCAAGGACGGGUUUAGUGAACGGGGGCGAUUCGUCCUCGGGUCCUCGUUUUGAGGUGGUUUGCAGAACUCUUCUUAACAUUGCUGCUCUUUAUACUAUACCGAGGGAAAGAAAUAAAGGAACACUUGUAUUUGAGAUUUGAGACCAAAUAUAAAUCACUACUAGAGUAAUUAUGUUUAUGUAUAUGUAUACAUAUGUGUGUGUGUAUGUGUGUGUGUGUGUGUGUGUGUGUGUGUGUGUGUGUGUGUGUGUGUGUGUGUGUGUGUGUGUAUGUAUGUGUG